AAGGCAAACCAGACAAUGCCCAUCUUGUCCCUCAUCACUGACUGACCUAUAAAUCCCGAAUCACACGGCUGAUUUCUCGCAUCCUAUCUCCAGAUCUUCGUUCACAAAUAUCCAUGGCUUCUCGCUACGAGGUAGAAGUGAAGCUUGAAUCUGCCAAGAACCUCAAGAAUGUGAACUGGCGCUACGGCCCCAAUCGUCCAUACGCCGUCGUUUGGGUUGACCCCAAGAACAAGUGCUCCACCAGGAUCGACGAAUCCGGCGACACCGAAGCCUUCUGGGAUGAGACGCUCCGUAUCCCCUUACCUCCCGGCCCCAUCGAGGACUUCACCCUCUUCAUCGACGUCGUCCACGCCGGCUCCGAGGAGGACACCAAGCCGCUCAUCGGCUCCGCUAAGCUUAAGCUCAACGACGUCCUUCAAGACGUCGGCAUCGGCGAUCGUGCCACCCACAAUUUGACCCUCAAGCGACCAUCGGGGAGGCCGCAAGGUAAGGUGGAGGUUGGUGUUUCUAUCAGAGAAAUAGGCUACCGUGCGCCUGGCCCGUAUAACGCUCCGCCUUACGGCGUCCAAUCGUCAUCGGGAUCACGUGAUUACUCCGGGGCGCCGCCGGCGUAUGGUUAUCCAUACGGCGCGCCUCCGCCAUCGCAUGAUCCGUACUAUUCAACGGCGCCGCCUACAGGGUACCCGUACAGUGGUUACAAUGCGCCGCCGCCGCCAAUGGCCUACGGACAGCCGAGCUACGGUUAUGGUCAGGGGAGUCAGCCGGCGUACGCAGGGGAGGAGAAGAAGAAGAGCAAGUUUGGUGGGAUGGGAACGGGAUUGGCUGUGGGCGCAGUGGGUGGUAUGUUGGGUGGACUCGCACUGGCAGAAGGUUUUGAUGCUUUGGAGGAUCAUGUUGCAGAUGAAGCUGCAGAGAAAGUGGAAGAUGAUCUGGGUUACGAUGAGGGCGGAGACGACUUCUAGAAGAAAACGUAUAUCGUUCGACUUUACUGUUACAUCGCUAUUUGGAAUGUUUUUAACUUUUUAUCUCAAUUAUGUGUAUUCUGUCUGAAAAAUCCGAAAGAUGUAUUCGGAUUCCUGCGGAAUUUUAUUAGAUAAAUCGCGUUGGAAAAAAGAAAAGAAACGGAAAAAGAACCCUAAACCCUAAUUUAGUUUUUGUAUUUGGGUUGAUCUGAGUUUCUUUUUGGGCGUA
Molecule: messenger RNA, 1191 nt
Organism: Prosopis cineraria
Lineage: Eukaryota; Viridiplantae; Streptophyta; Magnoliopsida; Fabales; Fabaceae
Product: protein SRC2-like
Exons: 1
Coding region: 114-962 (282 amino acids)
Biological process (GO): defense response
Source: RefSeq, a predicted model, not a curated record